UCAAUUCGGCAAAAAUGGAAUGUGGUUGUUUAUAUGAAAAACUUUAAGAACAUUCUGGUACCUCCAGAUGAAGAAGAUAGAUGAAAAAUUUCAUUCUCACUCAGAGGAUUUUUGAAGGAAGACAAAAAGGAAAAGUCUAUAAAGCCUAAGGUUCUUAAUCUAGCAAGGAAUACCAAAAGCUUAACAUAUAGGAAAGGAUCAAAAUCUUUCAAGAUCUCAAAAGAUCUUUCCUUUACUACCACUGGCACUAAUUGCGAUACAUAUAAUGCUCAGUACAGUAUUAACGAAGGUGUCCUGCUACCUGUGAUAACUUCGCUUCCAAAUACUGUGCUUCAAGAUUUAUAUAAAGCUCCAACACAUUGAUACAUUUCCACCACCUGCCAUAUCACCCAAGCCACCCACCUCAGCUCCACCUGCACCGUCACCAUCCCCCUCAAGCCCGGCUGCUGGUACAAGGAAGUCAUCUUCCAUGUCCCAGUCAAGCUCGAGCUCAUGGUCAUGGUCUCCUGGGCCGGAGCAGAGCCCGCAAGGGCUCUGGCCCAGAGACUAGUCGAUGAGAAGGAGCAUGCGACUAGAGAAUGGGUGAUGGCCAAGGUCUUGCAGCAGGAGAGACUGGUGGAAGAAGUAGGCACAGGGAAAGGGGUGAAGAGAAGUAAGGGAAGAGGGUUGAGAGAGGUUUUGGAGAGAGGGGAGGAGGGAUUUGGGAAGGAGGAGGAGAAGGGGGUGGAAUUGGGGAGUGAGGGGAAUAAGAAGAAGCAGUUUUUUAAGGUAAUGCCAAAGGUGGUUGAGGAUCAUGAGGAAUGAAUGGGUACUGAUUGGUCAGAUUGAUGUGGAAGUGGGUCUGAGAAUCAUGAAGAGUAUACCCCUAAACUCAAUAUCAAAGACUUUCCACAAGCCAGAAGAACAAAAGAGACUCGGCCCAAAAAUAGGCGUUCUUCUUCCAAAAAUUCUCUAGCCAUCCCAUCAACUCCAAAUUCCUUCCUCACUACAAACGCUGCCUCCUUUUCCAUGACCUUCAAACGCAACAGUACAUCACUGAAGAACGCAUUUUCAAGUCUCUCCGCUCACAAAUCGUCUUUUAUGCUCAAAACCCCUUCACUUCAUAACAAAGAACAAAUGAAGAAAGUUCAAGAGUGGCUUGAUAAGUGGUUUAAAGAAACAAAGAAGGAAAUUGAACGGGCUGUGAAGAAAAUUAGUAAAGAUAAGCAUUUCAGUAAACUUAAGAGCAAGUAUUAUGGGUAUUUAGAGAGAGGAUAUGACAAGUUUAUUGGAGAGAAAGUUCAUUCUGAACGAUCGAUAGGGUGUGUUGUGAAGAAUCCAAUGCAAGGAGUGCUUUAUCAAGCCAGGAUGAUUCGUGAGGAGGCUAAAGAUAUGGAUAAAUGGGAAAUUGCAGAUAUUGAGUCUUCUAAUAAAUAUAGUAUACCUGUGUUAAUAGAAACCAGUGGGUUUUUAAAAGAUUCAACUGCUCGCAAAAGUCCUGCACAUCAAUAUCAUAUCUUUAUCCUUCUUCAUGGUCUUGAUGCUUCUCAUUUAAACAUGAUUAAGCUCAUGAAGCAUAUCUCAAUAGCCUGCGAAAACGUUGAGUUUAUACUUCCUCAAGCAAUGGAUAAGAAAAAUUCUAGGCAAUCAAUACAGAAAUCAGCUGAAGAUAUCACAGCAGAAAUCACAGAACAUCUUGAUAAUAAUUUCGAAAUUGAGGAUGUUUCAGGAAUCUCUUUCAUUUGACACUCCUUAGGCGGAAUAGUUGCUAGAGAAGUCAUCUGAAGGCUCAAGAAAUUUCAAGAAAAAUUCUGUUGAUACUUUUCUAUGGCAACUCCUCACCUUGGGGCUGUUCACCAAAAAUCUCUAGUCAAGAUAGGAAUGUGGUUUAUGAAAAUGUUCAAUAAAACAGGUGCAUUUAGCCAACUUGAACUUGCAGAUGCUAAAGCUCCUGAAGAUUGAUUUUUAUAUAAGCUAUCUGAGAAAGAAUGAUUUUCAAAGUUUGAUCAUGUCUAUUUCUUUUGAUCACCUGAGGAUUCUCUGUGCCCAUACUUCUCUGCUAGAGCGCAAAUAUUUGAGGACUCCAAGGAGGACACUAAACAUUCAGCAGAAAUCGCACAGAAUAUUUUCAAUGACUGAACUGAAUACAAUGAUGUGUCAUUAGAUAAUUCUAGCUUUUCAGACUUUAUACCUAAAUCUGAGCGAGAAGAUUGCAUAAUAAACAGAACUAUAGUCGAUGUGGUAUUUGACGAUACUGAAGAGUACAAUUUUAUAGUCAACAAGCAAGACCAUAUAGGAUUUACAGACAAUGAUUACUUUUGCUCGAUGUUCGCUCAUCGGUACAUAAAGAAGAUCUGUUCAUAG
Moneuplotes crassus is the source of this 2343-nucleotide messenger RNA. The record is from the annotation of a GenBank genome assembly. Lineage: Eukaryota; Ciliophora; Spirotrichea; Euplotida; Euplotidae.